Molecule: messenger RNA, 5035 nt
Organism: Macaca mulatta (Rhesus monkey)
Lineage: Eukaryota; Metazoa; Chordata; Mammalia; Primates; Cercopithecidae
Gene: ORC4
Product: origin recognition complex subunit 4
Biological process (GO): DNA replication initiation; DNA replication
Cellular component (GO): nuclear origin of replication recognition complex; nucleus
Molecular function (GO): ATP hydrolysis activity; DNA replication origin binding; ATP binding
Source: RefSeq, a predicted model, not a curated record
GAGGAGGAAGUCGCUACGCUUUUAACACCCCCAGCUCCCUCCUCCUUCCUAAGGGAAAGUGGAGGAACGGAAGUGGGCGUGGACGGAGACGAAAGGGGGUCACGUGUUUGGGCGGGAGAGGGGCGGGGUGGGAGAGGUGGUGCGUGCGCGGGGCAUGCUGGGAGUGGUUGUGUACCGUCGCCAACAGCAGGUGAAGCCUAGCAGAGGACGCGUCCAGCCGAUCCUGUGAAGCAAUUCCUGCAGGCGUUGGUACCCCCCUUUGCCCUGGAUUUGAAUUUGUUGAAAUGAGCAGUCGUAAAUCAAAGAGUAACAGCUUAAUUCACGCAGAGUGCCUUUCACAGGUACAAAGAAUUUUACGUGAAAGAUUUUGUCAUCAGAGUCCACAUAGUAACCUAUUUGGAGUGCAAGUACAAUACAAACACAUAAGUGAGCUGCUAAAAAGGACCGCUCUCCAUGGAGAGAGUAACUCUGUCCUCAUUAUCGGACCCCGAGGAUCAGGAAAAACUAUGUUAAUAAAUCAUGCUUUGAAAGAACUCAUGGAAAUAGAAGAAGUGAGUGAAAAUGUAUUACAAGUUCACUUAAAUGGACUGCUGCAGAUCAAUGACAAAAUCGCCCUAAAGGAAAUCACGAGGCAGUUAAAUCUGGAAAAUGUAGUUGGAGAUAAAGUUUUUGGAAGCUUUGCUGAAAACCUUUCAUUUCUUCUGGAAGCUUUAAAAAAAGGUGACCGAACUAGCAGUUGCCCAGUGAUCUUCAUAUUAGAUGAAUUUGAUCUUUUUGCUCAUCAUAAAAACCAAACACUUCUCUAUAAUCUUUUUGACAUUUCUCAGUCUGCACAGACCCCAAUAGCAGUUAUUGGCCUUACAUGUAGAUUGGAUAUUUUGGAACUCUUAGAAAAAAGAGUGAAGUCAAGAUUUUCUCACCGGCAGAUACACUUAAUGAAUUCAUUUGGUUUUCCACAGUAUGUUAAAAUAUUUAAAGAACAGUUAUCUCUACCUGCAGAAUUUCCAGACAAGCUUUUUGCUGAGAAGUGGAAUGAAAAUGUUCAGUAUCUCUCAGAAGAUAGAAGUGUGCAAGAAGUACUACAGAAGCAUUUCAAUAUCAGCAAAAACCUGCGGUCAUUACACAUGCUAUUGAUGCUUACUUUAAAUCGAGUAACAGCAUCACACCCAUUUAUGACUGCCAUAGAUCUAAUGGAAGCAAGUCAACUGUGUAGCAUGGACUCAAAAGCAAAUAUUGUACAUGGUCUAUCAGUCUUGGAAAUCUGUCUUAUAAUAGCAAUGAAACAUUUAAAUGACAUCUAUGAGGAAGAGCCAUUUAAUUUUCAAAUGGUCUAUAAUGAGUUUCAGAAGUUUGUUCAAAGGAAAGCACAUUCUGUUUAUAAUUUUGAAAAACCUGUUGUCAUGAAGGCUUUUGAACACUUGCAACAAUUAGAAUUAAUAAAGCCCAUGGAAAGAACUUCAGGAAAUUCACAGAGAGAGUACCAGCUGAUGAAACUGCUUUUGGAUAAUACUCAAAUUAUGAAUGCUCUGCAGAAAUAUCCCAACUGUCCUACAGAUGUGAGGCAGUGGGCAACAUCCUCACUGAGCUGGUUAUGAAUAUAACCAGUGACUUCAACUUUGGCAUUUCAUUCAUACUUCUGUAGAGAACGAAAAACUAUUGUCCUUUAACAUGAUAAUACUAAACAUUCUAUAAAUAUUUUUGUAUUUAUGUGAGACUUGCAUGUCUACUGUCUUGGCUGUGUCUUGCCUUUUAAUCAUGAACAGUUACAUGAUUUAUAAUUUCAGUAAUUGAGAUUACUUUGUAAGUAGCAGUUCAGAAGAAUAAAAUAUGACUGUUUUAGGGACUAGACCAUGUGCUUUUUUAACACUUAUAUAUAUAAUGGUCUAUUUGAAGAGCUCACUUCAACCUAACAGCUAGAUGUCUUUACAAACCUUAAACCAAAGGAGUAAAAAAACAAUCGUAACAACUGAAGUAUAAGUAACCUUUGGUACAGUAGGUUUGCUGCAGGGUUUUUUUCUAUCCACAAGCAAAUUUUGGAUUCUAUCCCAGACUCAGGUUUUCUAGUUCAGGAGACUAACCAGCUUAGUCAGAAGAUGGUUCACAUGGAAGGAAAAGGCCAAGGAGUUUGAAGAUUUUUCUUCUAGAUAUCUCAAAAUGUGGUACUCAUACCAUCCACAUCAGAAUCCCUUGUAGGAUUUUCUAAAAUUAUAGAUUGUUGAGCUUACCAUAGGUCAAAAGGAUUGGAAUUUGCCUUCUUAACAAGUAUAGUCAUGGCACCACAUAACAUUUUGGUCCGUGACAUUGUAUAUAUGAGGGUGGUCUUGUAAGACUGUACCAUAUUUUUAUUGUACCUUUUCUAUGUUUGAAUAUACAAAUGUUUACCAGUGUGUUACAGUUGCCUACAGUAUUACAGUAACAUUCUGUACAGCAUUGUAGCCUAAGAGUAAUAGGCUAGGCUGUAUGUAUAGCCUAGGUGUGUAACAGGCUAUAUACCAUCAGGGUUUGUGUAAGUACACUCUGUGAUGUUCAUCCAGUGAUGAAAUCACCCAGAGACACAUUUCUCAGAACAUAGCCCCAUCAUGAAGUGACGUGACUGUACCAGAGAUUUCUGGAAAAGCACUCCCAAAAGUAAUGAGACAUGUAUGGCAAUGUUAACUGAACCUGUAUCAAACAGUAAAUCCCUGAGGAAUGUGGAAAUGUCAGUAAAAGCAUUGUCUUUUAAGUAAGUUCCAAGAUCCAUGAAUUAACAGAGGCAUAUAUUUAAAAUGAAAUUUAAUAAGCACUUAAGUGACUUCAUUUGUUCAAGAAUAUUUGAUUGCCUACUGUGUGCAUGGGAGGUUUACAAAAGACAGACUGUCCCUAUGCUUGUACAGCUUACAAUCCAUUUAACUGUUAGAGGCCCUGUGAGAUGUAGGUACUGUUAUUUACAGAUUAGAAAACUAACAAAGCAGUGGCAAUGCUGGGAAUAGCCAGCAGGCUUGGAAUUCAACUCAGUUUAACACCAAAGGCAGUGCUAUUAAAACCUGAAGUUCGACAGUGGAUUCCUUACCAAAUAGUUUUUAAAGUAUGCUCUAAGGCACAAUGUUUUAAUGAAAUCUUGGAUACAAAGUGGAAUAAAAAAUUUCUGUGCAUAAAAGUAGCUCUUCAGUAGUUACAACAUAUUCUUUUGCAUACAUAGCCUUUCCUUCCCUGCAAAAAGUCAAACCUUCUAAGUAUUCAGAUCCCUGUCAUUUACUUUUCAGCAGUCUCAUUCAGGCUAAGGCUUGCAUACUGAUUCUGUGCCAUAGUCUACACAUUUUUAGGGGAUAUUUCACCAAAAUACUUAACAUGGUAACAUCACUAUUAUAUACUAGAAGCAAGAAUUUUACACUUACGCUCUAACUGACCCUUUUAAAAAUUUUCUAAACUAUUUGAGGAAAGUAUUAUUUGUCUUAAAGGGUAACAGCCUCAAUGACUUGAGGAUUGCAAUUUCUUAUUAGCUUAAGAUGUCACUUAAAAGCUGACAGCCCUCAUCUGUCUCAUUGGCUACGUAAGAGCUACAGAAGAUCUAUCAAUAACCAAGUAUACAGAUUUUAAGUACCAAUUGAGGUAAACAUGAAACAGUUAAAAGCAAAUUCAAAAAAUACAUUAGGAAAAGUUACACAAAUGAAGCAUAUGCGUAUUAUAUUCCCAAAGCAUUUUUGUGGGGAGGAGCAGUGUUGAUUGUUGGCCUUUCCAUAUUCUCUCAUACAAAAAAGCUAAAGUCUAUUUGCAAGAGUUUUGAGCUAACUUCAUCUCUUAAAUUGCUUGAACUGUCAUCAAUAAAAACAAGUCUGAAAAACCCUAGUUUAAAAAGCGGUUCAAGAAUAAUGUAAACUUACACAUAUAGCUUCAAGAUACUUUCUUCAUUUACUAGAGGAGGAAAAAUAGAACCAAAAAAGCACAAACUGCUUUUUAAUCUGACUACCUCAGACUGACAAGCAGGUGAAGGAGGAAUAUUUCAGUGUGUUUUUUACAUCUGUGUUCCCUCCAAGUGGCCUACCAGAAACAGAAUUCUUGUUAAAAUGACUGAUUCUCGUGCACGUGAAAGACUCUGGGGAAUGAAUGCCUGUUUGGUCCAAACUUACUUACUGUAUCAUAAUGCUGUACAUGUUGAAAACAUAAUACCUAUUAAUGUCCUAACGAAUCACUGUUUUGCAGAAAACACUGUAAGAAACACUUCAGUAUUUUCUGUAGAGUUUCCAUGCAUAUUUCACCAUGGUUCGCAUUCUCGGCCUCAUCUGGUUUAGAAAGCAAUUCUGUUUCUUUCAAACCACCAUAAUCUAAGUGCUGCCCCGUCCUUCACCUUUACCCUAGAAAAUCUGAGAAUUCAUUGGUGUGUGCUGUGUGACACAAUGCCAACAAGCCUCUGCUUCCUAAUACUGGCAGGACCAACACACAUACUUGAGUGGGAAUAUAAUCUGUUUAGACGAUAAUAGAGGGAAAUACCAUAAUUAACAAAUCUCCCUUCACUCACCACUAUCCUCAUUCUUGGCAGUUGUCAAGGUGUAAGCCUCACUGUAAGUUACAAAGCUACCACUCCCCUCUUUAAGAACACAUAGCUAAAGAAAAACUGCAUAUGCAAAUCAUACCAUGUUCAUUUUUUUUUAUUUAACUUGGGGAUGGAAUGGGGAUAGCAUACAUUUUAUUUGUACAAUAUUUAACAAUCACUUAUCCAAGGUGGGGUUUUAUGGGGAUUUUAAGCUUUCUGUUAAAUACUUGCAGAAAAAAUAGCAAGUACGAUUUGACAGUAGUACAAUAACCUGUGCCCAAAACACAAGAAAUACAGAGUAAAGCGAAAAUAACUGCUUACCAAUAUUCUGAGAGGUAACAAAUGGGAUAUGGGUUGAGACUGCAUAAAAAACGUACUGCUGGUUGAAUAUCUGAGGUAAAUGAUGUUCAAUCAAGAUGCUACUUGUAUCAUUUUGCCCACAAAUUGAUAAAUAAUUUUAUGCAUAUCAUACCAAAUGUUCCUAAAAAGUAAUCUUUCAAAAAAGUAAAAAAGAGAAAUUGGAAA